Trametes versicolor FP-101664 SS1 is the source of this 1257-nucleotide messenger RNA. RefSeq names its product NADH:flavin oxidoreductase/NADH oxidase. Bases 1 to 1131 code for a protein of 376 amino acids. Gene Ontology annotation, molecular function: NADPH dehydrogenase activity; FMN binding. The record is from RefSeq and is a predicted model, not a curated record. NCBI's taxonomy places the organism in Eukaryota, Fungi, Basidiomycota, Agaricomycetes, Polyporales, Polyporaceae. The transcript has 6 exons.
AUGUCGCAAACCACCUCCACCGUCCCCAAGCUUUUCCAGCCCGUCAAAGUUGGCGACCUUACCCUCGCCCACCGCGUCGUCCUCGCGCCCCUCACCCGCCUGCGCGCAAACGACAAGCAUGUCCAUGGCGACCUCGCUGUCGAGUACUACUCACAGCGCGCAUCGGUCCCGGGCACGCUCCUAGUCACCGAGGCGACAUAUGUUGCGCCUUGGGCUGGAAGCAUUUCCGUCCACAUCCCCGGGAUCUGGAGCGAAGACCAGAUCACGGCCUGGAAGCGGGUUGCAGAUGCGGUCCACGCAAAGGGCUCGUACAUCUUCAUGCAGAUCUGGGCCAUCGGCCGCGCUGCGGUCUUAUCUGAGCUCGCGCAGGAUGGCGAUUACCCAUACGUCUCGGCAUCUGCCGUUCCACUCAAGGGCAGUGAUGUCACCCCGAGGCCUUUGACGGAGGAUGAGAUCAAGCAGUACGUCGAGGGGUUCGCAACCGCGGCCAAGAACGCUGUCUUUGGCGCCGGAUUCGACGGCGUUGAAGUGCACUCGGCGCAUGGCUACAUGUUGGACCAGUUCCUCCAGGACAGCACCAACAAGCGGACUGACGCUUACGGCGGGUCCGUCGAGAACAAGGCGCGUUUCCCCCUCGAGGUAAUCGACGCGGUCACGAAGGCGGUUGGCGCAAAGCGGACUGCAGUCCGGAUGAGCCCCUGGAGCGCGUGGAACGAUGUUGAUGUGGCGGACCACACCAGCCAAAUCCCCACCUUCGCAUACUACGUAUCGCAACUGGCGGAGAAGCACCCCGACCUCGCCUACAUCUCUCUCGUGGAGCCCGGCCUUUCUGCAGGCGAAGACAAGGACAUUGAGGAGGGAGAGACGAACGAUUUCAUACGCAAGAUCUGGCUGCCGCGCACGCUCAUGUCCGCCGGCCGCUACACGCGAGAAAGCGCAAUCGAGCGCGCCGAGCAGACCGGAGAGCUCAUCGCGUUCGGUCGACGCUUCAUCAGCAACCCUGACCUUCCCACCCGGCUUCGCGACAACCUUCCGCUGGAAGGGUGGUCUCGCGACGUGUACUACACGCCGGAGGACCCUCAUGGCUACAUCGACUACAAGCCUUACCAGGCUGCCGCUGCGACAGCAUAGGCUGCACUCGACCGUGGCAUAGUGACUAGACUGCUCCCUCCGCCCGGACUUGACACAUUCGCGCUCCGGUCCUGUAGAGUAUACAUGACAUGUAGAUGGGAAAUACCCACGAUAAUUCGACGUUCG